Zingiber officinale is the source of this 1650-nucleotide messenger RNA. RefSeq lists its product as uncharacterized. The coding region runs from base 408 to 1577 and encodes 389 amino acids. The transcript has 7 exons. Lineage: Eukaryota; Viridiplantae; Streptophyta; Magnoliopsida; Zingiberales; Zingiberaceae. The record is from RefSeq and is a predicted model, not a curated record.
UUUGCCCAAGCUAUUCCCUCGCCGAUUCUUCCUUCUCACGCGAUCCCUAACCCUCGCCGUCGCCACUCCUCAGAUCACCCCCGCUCAAGCCCCAAUAGAUCCUCUCCCUUUCUUCUCACUAACAUGCUCUUGUCGUCGCCACUCCUCACACCCACGCUCAUCAUCUCUGUCGCUGCUUCUCACCCUUUUUCCUCCCUAACCGGCGAUCGCCAUUGUCGUUCCUCUCACCCACGUUCACGCAUCCUUGUCACCGCCGCCUCCAGACGCCGCCGGCCUCCAUCACUCGUCUCCACCACGAUUCCUCCACAGCACUGCCUCCUCUGUGAUUCCUUAGGUUUACGGAACAGAAGGAAGAAUUGAUUGGAGGUUUUGGUCUAAUCAAUUUGAAGAUUUAUAGAUAAUACUCGAUGGGUCGUAAAAAAAAGGGAGUAGCAGUUGAGGAGAUACAUGGAGUAGCCGAUGUUGAGCUACAUGGAGUAGUCGAUGCGGAGCUACAUGGAGUUACUGAUAGAGAAGAACGUUCUGUAGAUGUGCAGAAGAAUAAACGAGGUCCUACAUCAAUGUGUAAACUCACUGCAGCUGCAAGAUGGGGGAAAAAAGCGAAGAUUGAUUAUGAUGACAUGGGGCGCCCAUUAUACAAUGCAAAUGGAAAGGCAUUGCAAUCGUACAUUGGCUCUGUUGCUAGAACUAUGGUGCCAAUCAACAUAAAGUCUUGGCCUACUGUUCCAGAAAAUAUAAAACAAAAAGUGUGGGAAGAGAUCUCGAAUGUGUUCGAAUUAGCACCACAAAGCGAGGCUGCUGUGAUGAAUUCAGCAUCUCAAAAAUGGCGAGAUUUCAAAAACAAGCUCACUAGCAGAUUUGUUUGGCCAAAUAAAGACAAUCCUGAAAAAUUAAGUUCUUCACCGAGUCAAUAUCAGAUUCCAAAAGCAGUUUGGAAAGCAUUUGUAGAUGAGAGACUUCAUCCAUCAUGGGAGGUUAUUCAUAACAAGCAAAAAGAACGAACGAUGCAUUAUAAAUACCAUCACAGAUUGUCUCGCAAGGGUUACAUCGGGUUAGAGGCUGAAUUGAGGGAGAAAAAAUUAAUUGCUGAACAUGAGGAAGUUGAUAGAUCAAUACUUUGGCGUAAAGCUCGCGAGGAUAAAUCUGGCAACAUAACAAAUAUGGAGAUAGCAGAAGUCGCCGAAAAAAUUGAUGACUUGUUGGAAAAGAAAGUCAAAGGAGAGUUCAAAUCUUCUGGGAUGAAUGAUGUGUUAACCACUGCCUUAGGAAAUCGAGAACACUAUGGACGUGUUAGAGGCGUGGGAGGAUGUGUAAAACCCCAACUCUACUUUAAAACUGCUAGAAAAAAUAGGGAAUCAGUCCCAAAGGAUUCAAUCGAUAAAUUCAAAGAACAAUCAGAGGAGAAUAAGAGCUUGAAGGCUGAAGUAGAGAAAUUGAAGGCUCAACUUGCCCAGGUCGUUGAUAAUCAAACUUGUGAGGUUGUGAUAUCAAACAAGUCCUCAAACAUGAAUGACCCAAAAUGGAGAGAUGAUGUGGAGGUUUAUGAAUGUGGCACUUCAAACUUGGAGGUUCUAUAAUUCUUAAUUUUAUGUCAAAUUUAUUUUUCUUUCAAAUUUAGAUAUUCAUAUACAAUUUCUUAUUGUUCUUAAA